CAUCAGCGCGGUGGGGCGGGGCGACGGUGAGAUGGAUGGCUCUGGCUGCGCGGGGUCCGCCGGGAAGGGGACGAUGAUGGGGAGGGGCUGGUGUUACGCAAGCCCAAUGAGAUCGCGAGGCCCGAAGAUUGGCAUGUCAAUUGUCCAAUGAGAAUGCGCGAGAGGUGGUGCCGGCGGCGGGCAGGGGGCGGUGCGCCCGCUAAAAGGCGUCCCCGGGGGAGCCGCGGGCGGGGGGCUAAUCGGGGGGGAGAGAAGAUGGCGGCGGCAGCCGAGGCCACGAACUGCAUCAUGGAGAGUUUUGUGGCCACCUUGGCUAAUGGGAUGAGCCUCCAGCCUCCACUUGAAGAAGUGUCCUGCGCCCAGCCUGAGAGUGGGGAGAAGCCCAACGCCGAGGACAUGACGUCCAAGGACUACUACUUCGACUCCUACGCCCACUUUGGCAUCCAUGAGGAGAUGCUCAAGGACGAGGUGCGGACGCUCACGUAUCGAAACUCCAUGUUCCACAACCGGCACCUGUUCAAGGACAAGGUGGUGCUGGACGUGGGCUCGGGCACGGGCAUCCUCUGCAUGUUUGCGGCCAAGGCCGGGGCCCGGAAGGUCAUCGGGAUCGAGUGCUCCAGCAUCUCUGACUACGCCGUCAAGAUCGUCAAGGCCAACAAGCUGGACCAUGUGGUAACCAUCAUCAAGGGCAAAGUGGAGGAGGUGGAGCUGCCUGUGGACAAAGUGGACGUGAUCAUCAGCGAGUGGAUGGGCUACUGCCUGUUCUACGAGUCUAUGCUCAACACCGUCCUGCACGCCCGGGACAAGUGGCUGGCCCCCGACGGGCUCAUCUUCCCUGACCGGGCCACUCUCUAUGUGACAGCCAUCGAGGACCGGCAGUACAAGGACUACAAGAUCCACUGGUGGGAGAACGUCUAUGGCUUUGACAUGUCCUGCAUCAAGGACGUGGCCAUCAAGGAGCCGCUCGUGGACGUGGUUGACCCCAAGCAGCUGGUGACCAACGCCUGUCUCAUCAAGGAGGUGGACAUCUACACGGUGCGGGUGGAUGACCUGACCUUCACGUCGCCCUUCUGCCUGCAAGUGAAGAGGAACGACUACGUGCACGCGCUGGUCGCCUACUUCAACAUCGAGUUCACGCGCUGCCACAAGCGCACGGGCUUCUCUACCAGCCCCGAGUCCCCGUACACACACUGGAAGCAGACGGUCUUCUACAUGGAGGACUACCUCACGGUGAAGACGGGCGAGGAGAUCUUCGGCACCAUCGGCAUGCGGCCCAAUGCCAAGAACAACCGCGACCUCGACUUCACCAUCGACCUCGACUUCAAGGGGCAGCUGUGUGAGCUCUCGUGCUCCACCGACUACAGGAUGCGCUGAGCCGGCCCAGUGGGGCUCCCCAGGCCCGCCCGUCCGUCCCCCCACCCCCAGGCCUCUCCGGUCGGAGGCCCCAGCCCCUCCCCUCCUCUGUCCUCCACCCCCAAGGCUGGCUCCCUGCCCCCGGGUGAGGGAGAGGGCCGGGCGACAUCGUGACUGUGUUUUUCAUAACUUAUGUUUUUAUAUGGUUGCAUUCAUGACAAUAAACCGUCAGCUGGG
Molecule: messenger RNA, 1590 nt
Organism: Monodelphis domestica (gray short-tailed opossum)
Lineage: Eukaryota; Metazoa; Chordata; Mammalia; Didelphimorphia; Didelphidae
Gene: PRMT1
Product: protein arginine methyltransferase 1
Biological process (GO): chromatin remodeling; peptidyl-arginine methylation, to asymmetrical-dimethyl arginine
Cellular component (GO): nucleus
Molecular function (GO): histone methyltransferase activity; protein-arginine omega-N monomethyltransferase activity; protein-arginine omega-N asymmetric methyltransferase activity
Source: RefSeq, a predicted model, not a curated record